This is a messenger RNA of Tribolium castaneum (red flour beetle), 1953 nucleotides long. Its product is annotated as gustatory receptor candidate 11. The record is from RefSeq and is a predicted model, not a curated record. Gene Ontology annotation, cellular component: neuronal cell body; membrane; dendrite. Gene Ontology annotation, biological process: male courtship behavior; chemosensory behavior; sensory perception of taste. NCBI's taxonomy places the organism in Eukaryota, Metazoa, Arthropoda, Insecta, Coleoptera, Tenebrionidae. Bases 659 to 1867 code for a protein of 402 amino acids. The transcript is spliced from 3 exons.
UUGUUUAUGAGCUUCAAGGAUCCAAGAUCUGGUUUCUGGUUCAUCUGGUUUUCACCAAAUGGUUUUUUUAAAUUAAUAUUUAAUAAAAGACCAGCGGAAGUGGGAAGGCUUAUAAACAGAGGCUGAGGCGUUCAGACAAAAUCGUUCUCCAAGUGUUUAUAGAUUAAACGGACAUGUGAAUGUUAAAUUAUCCGGAAAUCCUUCAAAUAAGUUAUGAUAAUACAACCUGUGCAUAAAAUUUCUAUAGAAUUUCCUGAUUUUUAAUGUGAAUAAAUUCACCAGUAGUCAGAUUUAUGACAAACUGUAAAAGAAACACUAGAAGCACUUAAUUAUUAUUAACGUUUAGGUUCUAAAAUACGCUCACCUGGCUAUAAAUUUGAAUUAUGGUAUUUUUGGGACAAAAAAUUUUUUUUUCUUCGAUUAAUGUUAUAAAAAAUUAUUUGAACCAUAGUUCAAAAGCAGGAUUAUUACACAACUGUAAUAAGGGGUAACUUACCCCUCAAUUCCCUGCAACAAUCACGAAUAUCCACUUAGCCUUUAUCAAAAAAUUAAAUCAAAACCAUGUCCAUUAUCAAAAAACAAUCUCAAAUGAUUACAAUGUGACUAGUUCCAACGAAAAAUCGAUAGUCUUUAAGUCAACGUGAAGUCCAGCUCAAACAUGAUCAAAUUUUCCAAAGUUAAAAGCUACUUCACCACUCACCACGACACCCUCCACAACAUUUACACCUCCAUGAAGCCCGUCUAUGCCAUUUGCAAGCUAAUUGGCUUGAAUACGCUGCGAAUCGGACGCAAGGGUGAAUUAAAACAGCACAAAUCCGAUUACUUUUAUUUCAGUUUUUACAUCACUUCGUACACACUUUUGAGUGUCUAUUCGCUUUUUCGAAUCGCAACCAACGAGAACAACUCACUGGUGAUCAACAAACGCCUCAUUUUCAUCGAAUGCUUUGUAAUGAUGGCCCUUACGUUAAUUGUAACACUUUUCACAUUCCUGGCUCGAGGCACUUUGAUCAAGUCUUUUGAUAUGUUAUCACAUGUGGACGUGUCUUUCAUAAAGGCUGGUUUCCGGCUGGAGUACAAGCAGCUUUUGAAGAGAAGUUACCUAAUUAUAAGCUUCGUCCUUUUCUCUUUGUUGGCCCGUGUCCCUGUGAUGCUAAUGACAAUUUCAGCCGAUUUCAUCCAACAGAUUAUGCUGUUUGUGUCAGCUUUGAUUAAAGCUUUCUCGAAAUAUCAGUUUGUGGUCCUUGUGCUUCAACUUCAACACCGUUUUGGUAAAAUCAACAGAACCAUGCGAUCGUUUUUUAGUGACAACAAGCAGGAUGACAAAAUUCCUCAAAUUUCUGAUAAUUUGUACAUCUUGUGCCGUCUUCAUUACAAAUUGACCAGUGUUAUGCAAAAAAUCAAUUCUGCGUUUUCUGUGCAGUUGCUCGUAUCCAUUGGUGUUUCGCUUUUUGAUGUGCUUUUCCAAGCUUAUUAUUUGUAUUAUGUCGCUACGGGUAAAGCGUCUUUUGUCACUGUACCAAUGAUAGUGUGUCCUAUUGUUUGGUUGAUGGAUGAAGUCGUAGAAAUUUAUCUCUUGGUGUAUGCUUGUGCCAGCACCUGCGAACAGGCCAACGAUACACCGAGUAUUUUACAUGAAUUGAGGAACAACUACUUCCAUAUGGAUUUGGAAAAUAAUGUUCAAAGUUACUCGUUGCAAUUGUUGCACCAGAAAGUACAGUUCUCGGUUUUGGGUUUUUUCGUCGUGGAUUAUACGUUGCUUUACUCGAUUGUUGGGGCUGUUACCACUUAUUUGGUCAUUUUUAUACAGUUUGACCAGUCCUCAAACAGUCGGAAUAACUAUGUUCUUACAAACAAUAGCACUUGUUAACUUGUUAAUUUAAAGAGUUAAUUUGGAAUUAGAAAAUAAAAUUGUAAUUGCAAUUAAAUUAAUUAAAUAAGAUUGCUCUGCUAUUU